AUGCCACCCGCGGCCGAUCCGCCUCGGUCGAAGCGACCUCGCGCUGCGCAGGCGUGCGACAGAUGCAGGUCCAAGAAGUACAAGUGCGAUGAGCUCUAUCCUUGCUCGCACUGCAAGAAAAGCAACCUAAAUUGUGUCUAUCAAGGGAACUAUCGCCAGCUGGAGAACAGCCGAUCUGCUAGCUACGUCCUGGACCUAGAGAGAAGAGUCGAAGAACUCGCGUCCAAACUUCAAGCUGCUGAAGCGAAACUCUCACACCGCAAUCAGGAAUCGACAACUUCAGCACCAGCUAUCGAUGCAACACCAUGCUCAAUGUCAAGGCCAACACCGCCGACGUCAAAUCUGAACUCGCGACAACCGGAAGAGCCGGAACUUUACUCGAAAGAUAAUGACUCCGAUGAAGCUGAAACUAGCGACCCCGUCGACGACGAAAUCACUGAGCUAAAUCACCACACCAAUGGCAUCGAGUUUCAUGGGAGCACAUCUUCCGUCGCAUUCCUCGGCCAUCUCCAGAAAGCACGAGACCCUCAGCUGGAACCCUCGAGCUCGGCGCAAUGGUCUAUUCGCGCUCGAGCCCCAGAAUACUCGAUUGUCUCAACGCUGCACAACGCCAGCUUCUCGCCAACGGCCACGACCGCAGCGUCAGCGUCACAAUCAUUAGCUGCUGUGCACGAACACAACUACUACUUUGAACAAGCGCAUGUUUUUAUGAGUGGGUACUUUGAGAACGUUCAUUUCAUCCACCCGUUCAUCGACAAGGAAGAUUUUUACAUCCGCGCGCACGAUCUCUGGAUGAGGCGGACUCCUACUCCUGAUCCGAGCUUUAUUGCACUUUAUCUAAGUGUACUGUCAUUUGGCGCGUUGUUGCGGGUUUGGGAUGAAGCGCAACUGGGUGGCUUGACCAGAUUCGAGUGGAGCCGGAAGCUGUUUGGCGAGGCGCAGCUUUAUCUGAAUCAUCUGCAUUUUCCGAACAAUCUUGAUGCGGUGCAAUGUUUGUAUCUUAUGGCCAAAAUAUGCCAAAACGAACUGAAUCCUAACUUGGCAUAUAUGUAUCUCGGCCUUGCCGUCCGUACCUGUCUAGCAGCAGGCUUCAAUCGUAACGUCCGACACACCAGCGACCCGCGUGCAGAAUGGAUCUCCCGAACUUGGUGGGGUCUCUACUCCCUCGAGAUAGAAAUGUCCUUCUCGCUCGGCCGUCCCGACACCCUCGGCCUAGACGAUUACCAUAACCGCCCCCUCCCACCACGAGACAAUACACAGUAUGCCAUCAUCCCGUGGAUGGUGGACUUUGCGCGCAUAACGCGCAAGGUCUCCGUGCAGAUUUAUCACCGACAACUAACGUUAGAGGAGAAAUUGGCCACUGCGUUGGCGAUUGAGAAUGAGCUGGACUGCUGGAUUCGAAAUUUGCCGGAAUGGAUUCGGCCAGGGUUCAUCAAGGCUGACUCUAGAGCUGGGAGUGGGACUGGAAUUAUGGCAGUUGAUAGAGGAGAAGGUGGGGAGGGCGCCGCAGGAUCAAGUGAGGACGGGACGAAGACUGGGAUAGCAAUUGGUGGUGCAGGGAGGAAUGAUCUAAAAGAUCCGAAGUGGGCACGGAGGCAGAGGCUUGUUCUAGGGAUCCGCUAUUACAACGUCAAAACCCUCCUUUUCCGUCCGUUCCUCCGCCACGCCACCUCAAAAUCCACAUCUAGACCUCGAUCCAGAUCUAGGUCGAAGACAGCGAACGGGGGCAAAACUCGCUCUGACACUGUAACAACUCCAGCAGCCACCGCCGCAAACUUGAACAAGAACGCAGGCGCACCAGACGGGGACAAUACUGAGACCCUUUUAUCUGCCACGAUCUCCAAAUGCCUCGACGCGGCGCAGAGCACUAUCUCCGUUAUCCAUGAUAUUUACCGUGUGCAUACAUUUUUCCGGUGCUGGUGGUACAACACAACCUACGUGACCUUCGCAACAUCCACCCUCCUUCUACCACUCUCGCACUCCGUCUCGCACCUGCACUCGCCAUCAACCUUACCCCCAGAUCAAAUAUUGAGAGACAUUGAUACCAAAUCCCUAACGCGCUCCGUCGAAAAAGCUAUAGAGAUUCUUGAAGCCACAGACGAGAGCGUCGUGACGCGGAAAUGUGCCGAGAUUAUACGGUACUAUUUGAGGGAGUUUCAGGUUCGGAAUGGAGAUGGCAUUUGGAGUGGGAAUGGGAACGAGACUCAGCGUCAACAUCAACAUCAGAAUCAGAAUCAACUUCCGCUUCAGCGUCAUAAACAACACCAUGGGUCACGGGGAAGGGAUGCGAACGGGGUAUUGCAGGCGGCGGACGCACAGACGGCAUGGUUUGGCAGCGGUAACGGUGGUGCUGGUCAAGUCGAAGCCCAUGUCCAUGCUCACACUCAUGGAUACGGCAAUGGCUUCGGAUAUGCCGGUGGUAAUGCUGGUGGGGAAUUUGAUGGCCCGGAAUGGGCAUACGGCUUUGGCUUCCCUGACUGUUCGUUCGAGGGAAUGGCUCGGUUCUUCGACGAUUUGGGCCCGCUACCGAUUCUAGAGGAGUGA
Aspergillus nidulans FGSC A4 is the source of this 2544-nucleotide messenger RNA. RefSeq names its product Zn(II)2Cys6 transcription factor. Bases 1 to 2544 code for a protein of 847 amino acids. NCBI's taxonomy places the organism in Eukaryota, Fungi, Ascomycota, Eurotiomycetes, Eurotiales, Aspergillaceae. The record is from RefSeq and is a predicted model, not a curated record. The transcript is spliced from 9 exons. Gene Ontology annotation, molecular function: DNA-binding transcription factor activity, RNA polymerase II-specific; DNA binding; zinc ion binding. Gene Ontology annotation, biological process: regulation of transcription by RNA polymerase II; DNA-templated transcription; regulation of DNA-templated transcription. Gene Ontology annotation, cellular component: nucleus.